GCGGGAACAUGGCGGGUGUCAGGAUACUCGGUGUGGUGGUGCUAGCGGGAUGGAUACAGCUGACAUCGGGCACUGGAACAAACGUUGCUGAGAACAAACCCGCAUGGAUGAGUUCAGUCUGGGAGCUGACUCAACCCGCCAGUACCGCUGUCGAUGGAGUAACUCUUGCACACGACUACAAAUACUCAGCCGUCACCAAGCCGGGUGAACUAAGCGCCUGGUGGAAGGUGGAUCUACAAACACAAGUACAGUCAGCACUGGUUACCCUGUACUUUAGUACAUUCUACAAGUCAAGACGUAAUGGCGUGCAGCUCUACACAUCAAUGACAAAUUCCUCUGAUCCCAAAGAAGGAAAUCUAUGUCACAGUGUAACAGGACGUGCUAACGGUACAGACAUCCCUGAUGUGCUGAAUGUCACCUGUCCCGGGGCCUGGCGCUACCUGACUGGAUACACAGAGACUGAUAAUGAUGGAUAUGGUCCUAUGUUAGACUUUGUUGAAGUACAGGUGUGGACAUGCGCUUCUGGGUAUUAUGAAUCAAACUGUGACCAAUCCUGUGCUGCAAGACACUGCAAGUCGGACUCCAGCUGUGACGUCAUGGGACUGUGUGUUGGUGGAUGUGCGGCUGGAUAUCAGGGAACAGACUGUACUCAAGCAUGCGCUUCUGGGUAUUAUGGAUCAAACUGUGACCGAUCCUGUGGUCACUGCAAGUCGGACUCCAACUGUGACGUCAUUGGAGGACUGUUUGUUGGUGGAUGUGCGGCUGGAUAUCAGGGAACAGACUGUACUCAAGCAUGCGGCCCUGAGUAUUAUGGAGCUGACUGUGGCCAACUCUGCGCUAACCGCCAUUGCAAGAUGAACUCUAGCUGUCCUGACAAGAUACAAGGGCAGUGUGUUGGAGGAUGUGCCGCGGGGUAUCUGGGAACAGAUUGUACACAAGCCUGUGAUCCUGGGAGAUAUGGAGAAGUAUGUAGCAAGUACUGCGGGAGGCGUCGCUGUAAGACACCAUCUGACACAUGUGAUCACGUGACUGGCAUGUGUCCUGAUGGCUGUGAAAGUGGUGUCAUGGGAACUGACUGUUUCCAAACGUGUUCCAGUAUGAUGUACGGCCCUAACUGUGCCAGCAACUGCAGUUCCCGACACUGUAAGACACCCUCCUCUACAUGUGACAGAGUGACAGGAAAGUGUCCUGAUGGGUGUGAAGAUGGAUGGACAGAAAUAGACUGCUCCAGAACGUGUACUAGUGUGGUGUACGGCCCUAACUGUGCCAGUAACUGCAGUUCCCGACACUGUAAGACACCCUCCUCUACAUGUGACAGAGUGACAGGACAGUGUCCUGAUGGGUGUGAAGAUGGAUGGACAGAAAUAGACUGCUCCGGAACGUGUACCAGUAUGAUGUACGGCCCUAACUGUGCCAGUAACUGCAGUUCCCGACACUGUAAGACACCCUCCUCUACAUGUGACAGAGUGACAGGACAGUGUCCUGAUGAGUGUGAAGAUGGAUGGACAGAAAUAGACUGCUCCAGAACGUGUACCAGUACUAUGUACGGCCCUAACUGUGCCAGCAACUGCAGUUCCCGACACUGUAAGACACCCUCCUCUACAUGUGACAGAGUGACAGGACAGUGUCCUGAUGGGUGUGAAGAUGGAUGGACAGAGACAGAUUGCUCCAGAACGUGUACCAGUAUGAUGUACGGCCCUAACUGUGCCAGUAACUGCAGUUCCCGACACUGUAAGACAUCCACCUCUACAUGUGACAGAGCGACAGGACAGUGUCUUGGUGGGUGUGAAGAUGGAUGGACAGAAAUAGACUGCUCUAGAACGUGUACCAGUGUGAUGUACGGCCCUAACUGUGCCAGCAGCUGCAGUUCCCGACACUGCAAGACACCCUCCUCUACAUGUGACAGAGUGACAGGACAGUGUCCUGAUGGGUGUGAAGAUGGAUGGACAGAGACAGAUUGCUCCAGAGCGCUAGCAAACUGCCCACCAGGAAGGUAUGGACCAGGAUGCACUCAGUUCUGCAAUUCCCGCAACUGUGAAACGCCAUCACCUGUGUGUGACGUCACUGGUUCCUGCACCGAUGGAUGCCGGGAUGGCUGGAAGAAUGUUGACUGCAGGAUACCAUGUCCGAGCGGGAAGUAUGGUCCCAACUGCAGCAAGUCUUGUGAUUCACGUCAUUGUGAAACUGCACGGGUGGCCUGUGAUCACGAGACAGGGACCUGCGCCGCAGGAUGUCGGGAAGGAUGGAUCGGAACAGACUGUACCCAGAAAUGCAAGCCUGGAACCUAUGGGCGUGACUGUUCUCGUUGUGGACACUGUGACGUCACGUGUAAUGAUGGAGAUGGACGCUGUCCGGGAGAAUGUCUGGACGGCUUCACUGGUGACCGAUGUGAUGUGGAUGUCAGGGUAUCUCCUGUUACAACCGGCGUCAUUGGGGGAGCAGGAGGAAUUGCUGUAAUGCUGUUGCUGAUUGGUGGGCUGAUGAUAUGUCUGCUGAAGGCUGGAAGACUGAAAUGGAUUCCCACAACUACCACAGACCCUCAAGAGUUGAGAAAGACGGACACGCCACACACUGGAGAGAUGUCUACUCAUGCGCCCACUUCCGAUGUGAAAGAUCAAGACUAUACAGAAUUGAAUGACUUCACCAGAGAGAACGACAAGUCACCGUAUGAUGUUAUACAGAACGAAAACAACCAAAUCUAAGAAAAGAUGUACGCACCAUGUCACGGAUAGUGCAACAUCUGAAUAUAUGACUUCAGGAUUACUUCAUUGGUAUAUAUCCAUAUACAUUAGAAAGCAAAGUACCAAUGUCAAAUAGAAAAUGUCAAAUUGCAGUGCUGAUGCCAGCUGCUGAAAUGUCUGAAAACCCUUUCUGAAUAUCGGAGGUGCCUUUGAAAAAUACUUAAUAGUUCCCUCUCACUCAAAUUACCAGUUUGCAAAUAUCAAGCUGAAUAUCUAGUUAUGGCCUUUGGCCGUCGUAUGUAAAAGGGUAUUCCACAACAAAAGCGUGGUAUUCCGGCUGAUGGUGACGCUAUCCAGUGACCUGUUGAAAUUUGCCAGACGGAAACGCGUGAUUAUACGGAAAUAGUAUGAUAAUAAAUUGUGGCAGAUAAAAUAUUUAGGUCGUCCACAUAACGUCCUUUUCAAAGUUACAAUCUUGGAUAAAUCAAAUAACACUAAUCGUGUGCUGUUACUAGCUGGCAUCUGAAGGGAAAACAUAUAUUAUUAUUGAUCAAUAUUGUGAAUUUUAUGGAUUUACCCCCAAGUCGUAAUAACCGUGAAUGUAAAUAAGUUGUAUUUCAAAUCUAAUUUCGAUUUGACAAUAACAUAUGGUUGAGGCAGCACUAAUGUCAAAACGAUGUUUUCUUCCUGUUAUAAUUCAACUCUCUCUCACACCCAAGUCACUCGCGUUAUUUGUUCUUGUUAUUUUGAGCACAAUUAUGGCUGAUAAACAACUCUGGAUAAACAUGAAAUGUAGA
Molecule: messenger RNA, 3478 nt
Organism: Haliotis rufescens (red abalone)
Lineage: Eukaryota; Metazoa; Mollusca; Gastropoda; Lepetellida; Haliotidae
Product: multiple epidermal growth factor-like domains protein 10
Exons: 18
Coding region: 9-2702 (897 amino acids)
Molecular function (GO): scavenger receptor activity
Source: RefSeq, a predicted model, not a curated record